Molecule: messenger RNA, 993 nt
Organism: Urocitellus parryii (Arctic ground squirrel)
Lineage: Eukaryota; Metazoa; Chordata; Mammalia; Rodentia; Sciuridae
Gene: Or6t1
Product: olfactory receptor family 6 subfamily T member 1
Biological process (GO): G protein-coupled receptor signaling pathway
Cellular component (GO): membrane
Molecular function (GO): G protein-coupled receptor activity; olfactory receptor activity
Source: RefSeq, a predicted model, not a curated record
AUGAGCUCUGAAAACUGGACUCAGAUAACAGGAUUUGUCCUACUGGGCUUUCCCAGUAACCACAUCCUGCAGAUGCUUCUGUUUCUGGGGUUGAUGGUGACAUACAUUGUAACAGUCACAGGCAACCUGCUAAUCAUAGUGCUCAGCUGGAUGGACCACCGCCUGCACACACAGAUGUACUUCUUCCUGAGGAACCUAUCCUUCCUGGAGCUGCUGCUGGUAUCUGUUGUGGUUCCCAAGAUGCUUGACAUCAUCCUCACAGGGGAUCACACCAUCUCAUUUGCCAGCUGCAUGAUCCAGUCCUAUCUCUACUUCCUCCUAGGCACUACCGACUUCUUCCUCUUAGCAGUCAUGUCUCUGGAUCGCUACUUGGCGAUCUGCCGACCUCUCCACYAUGAGACUCUGAUGAGUGGUUAUGUCUGUUCCCAGUUGGUGCUGGCUUCCUGGUUAGCUGGGUUCCUCUGGGUACUUUGCCCCACCAUCCUCAUGGUCAGCCUCCCUUUCUGUGGCCCCAACAGGAUUGACCACUUUUUCUGUGACAGUUGGCCCUUGCUGAGGCUCUCUUGUGGGGACACCUCCCUGCUGGAGCUGGUGGCUUUCCUGCUCUCUUCAUUGGUGUUACUGGGCUCUCUGACCUUGACCUCAGUCUAUGCCUUUAUCCUUGCCACUGUCCUCAGGGCCCCCACAGCUGCCGAGAAAAGAAAAGCCUUCUCCACCUGUGCCUCACACCUUACCAUGGUGGUUAUCUUCUAUGGCAGUUCCAUCUUUCUCUACAUCCGUUUGUCAGAGGCUCAGUCCAUGCUGCUCAACAAAGGUGUCUCUGUCCUGAAUUGUAUCAUCACACCUCUCCUGAACCCAUUUAUCUUCAGCCUCCGCAAUGACAAGGUGAAGCAGGUGCUGAGAGAUGCCCUGAGGUGGCACUGGUCCACUGUUUCCAGGAAACUAUGUGGGUCACAAGUAAAAGGAAAUAUCCCUAUUAAAUUGGGAAAUUAA